ACGAAAAGCAGCAGCGCAAAGUUUUCAUCGCUUCGGUGCUACGAUAUUGUUCCUUAAUUGCUUGUUUCGAUACCGAGCGUGCUCGCGAAAGGUUUCCGCCGUUGUUUGUUACCAACACAUACCGACGAAAGCGGCCAACAUGUCCAGCAACAGUGAUCAGCUAAAGCAAUUCUCACAGAUCACCGGUGCAUCGGAGGAGAGGGCUAAGUUCUUUUUAGACGCCGCCAACGGUGAACUGGAGACGGCGCUAUCUAACUUCUACGAAGGCGAAAACGAGGAGGCGGACGUUUCGGACGAAGAAAAUCCGCCAGCCGAUCCGGGCACGAUUCUAUUUUCACAAUCAGAAUCGAAGGCAAAGGCUAAGAAGGCACCAAAGUCACAAUCGAAUAUUGCCACGCUUCGAACGCUAAACUCCUCGUCGUCCGAAGAUGAGGAAGAACAGGGCCAAGCGUUCUACGCCGGCGGUUCGGAGCGUUCCGGUCAGCAAGUGCUUGGACCGCCAAGAAAAAAUCCGAUCAAGGAUUACGUGUCCGAGAUUUUCCGCUCCGCCCAGCAAGGCAACCUGGAGACGAUGGACGUGUCGGAAGAAAGCGGAAGCUCUAGCUCGUCGCUGUACGGUGGCACCGGGUACCGACUCGGGCAGACGGAAGACGACCACCAGGAGGUACCGUCACGCGGUGGCCGUUCCGGAGGAUCCCGGUCGGAUCGGGUUUCGCACGAGAUCGUCACGCUUACGCUCUGGCGCCAAGGUUUCGUCAUCAACGAUGGUGAGCUGCGGCGUUACGAGGAUCCGGCCAACAAGGAGUUCUUCGAGUCGAUCACGCGCGGAGAAAUUCCGGAGGAGCUGCGCUCCAAGGGUCCUACGAUGAUUCGCGUUGAUCUGAAGGACAACCGGCACGAGGAAUACGUAAAGCGCAGUGCGCCAUUCAGAGCGUUCGGUGGCAGUGGCCAAACGCUGGGCAGCCCCGUUCCUCCGAUGGCCUCGGCCAGUAGCAGUAGCGGCAGUGGAAGCACUGCUGUGACAACCGGUGGCAACAAUGAGGAUAAUGAAAAACGUGCCUCGGAGGAGCUGGCACUCGACAGUAGCCAGCCGACGACGGCAAUACAGAUUCGUUUGGCCGACGGAAGCCGCCUGUCGGCGCGUUUCAAUCAAACGCACACGGUCGAUGAUGUCCGGCGGUAUAUCUCAAGCGCCCGACCGCAGUACGCAAGUCAGGACUUCGUUUUAUUGACCACAUUUCCGAGCAAGGAGCUGACGGAGGGCGCGCAAACGUUAAAGGACGCGGGCCUGCUCAACGCCGCCAUCAUGCAGCGGCUGAAGUAGAGCAGGGCGGGCGGCGACCCUAGUGAUUGCUACAUCCCGAUGUAUAAUGUUAGUUCAUAAUCCAUUUUCGGCAAAACAAAAACAGAAACUUUAGGUAAGGACCUAAGCGAGCUCCAGUCGGAAGCCAUUCUUCAUUCCGUCACAUAGCGCCACCGCAGCGUAAUCGAAAGCGGUCGUCACCGAUUGCUACGGGCGAAGAGUUUCCAUGGUUACGGGAAAAAUAAGCGUCGGAAGCAUGUUUGAGGAACAAUUGUGAUAAACUCUGAAGGACACGUUGUCGGUGGCGCUGCUUCUCGAAAUACACGAAUGGU
Messenger RNA from Anopheles cruzii, 1635 nucleotides. RefSeq names its product NSFL1 cofactor p47 (gene p47). NCBI's taxonomy places the organism in Eukaryota, Metazoa, Arthropoda, Insecta, Diptera, Culicidae. Gene Ontology annotation, cellular component: cytosol; nucleus. Gene Ontology annotation, molecular function: ubiquitin binding. Gene Ontology annotation, biological process: nuclear membrane reassembly; autophagosome assembly; Golgi organization. The record is from RefSeq and is a predicted model, not a curated record. The transcript is spliced from 3 exons. The coding region runs from base 140 to 1324 and encodes 394 amino acids.